UGACUGCUCGGCGCUCCCGACGGGCCGGGCGAGAUCUUGAGCCCCGCCCGGAGCCGGAAGGAUUCGAGGCCUUCCCAGGUGGCUCGGUAGAGGCAGCGAGUCCUCUCCGAGGGAGCCGGCGCAGAGGACUCGCAUUCAGCAUGGCUUCUCCAGCUCUUCUCAUGCGUGUGGUGGCCUCAGCAUACUCUGUUGCAGAAAAAGCUGCAACAAUUGUUAGAAAUGUCAUGUCUGCAGGAGAUCUGGGCAUAGUUGAGAAGGCUGGACCCAAUGACUUGCAGACCAAAGCUGACCGACUGGUACAGAUGAGCAUUUGUGCUUCCCUGGCACGGAAGUUUCCCAAGGUGACAAUCAUAGGAGAAGAAGAGCUGCCCACUGAUGAUGUAACUGAGGAUUUAAUUGAAAAUGGUCACUCUGAAGAAAUACUGAAGAAACCUUGUCCUCCUCAGUACACAGGAAUUAAAGAGGAAGAGCUUGUAAUAUGGGUUGAUCCCUUGGAUGGAACCAAGGAGUACACUGAAGGUCUCCUUGACCAUGUAACAGUUCUCAUUGGAAUUGCCUAUGGAGGCAAAGCAAUAGCAGGAGUUAUUAAUCAGCCAUAUUACAACUAUGAGGCAGGAGCUAAUGCUGUGCUGGGCAGGACAAUCUGGGGAGUGCUGGGCAUGGGUGCCUUUGGCUUUCAGCUGACAGAAGCUCCUGCUGGCAAACACAUCGUAGUUACCACGCGCUCCCACAGCAGUGCCCUGGUGAACGAGUGCAUCGCUGCCUUGAACCCAGACCAUGUCAUCAGAGUUGGAGGAGCAGGAAACAAGAUCAUUCAACUCAUAGAAGGCAAAGCAUCUGCUUAUGUAUUUGCCAGUCCUGGGUGCAAAAAGUGGGAUACAUGUGCACCUGAAGCUAUCCUACAUGCUGUGGGAGGCAAGUUAACUGAUAUCCGUGGAAAUUCAUUUCAGUAUAACAAGGAGGUGAAACACAUGAAUUCAGCUGGGGUCCUUGCCACUUUGAGAAAUUAUGACUACUAUGCCAGUCGCAUUCCAAACACUGUGAAAGAAUCUCUUGUGCCUUAAAGCAGGGAAGAGUCUUCACUUGGCCUGGAAGGCUGAGAAAAUGAGCUUGGUAAAAAAGAAAGCAAGAAGAUGACUGAGCAUGAAAUUCUGUUUCAUAGAAUCUGAACUGAAUUCUUUCAGUAAGGUGUUCAGUAAUUUCAAAAUCAUACAGAAUCUCUAAGUAUCUGUUGAUCAGAUUGUUUGGCUGUGUUGAGCAGACAACAUCAAAAGUCAUGUUUCUUUAGUAGUUUUCUAUAUUCUUUGGGAGAUUUUCUUCCUCAUGACUGAGUGUAAUACACUGCUAAUCAUAACACUGCAGACCAAAAAUCAUCUUCAUAUUCUGAGCACAAAAUCAUGUUAAGUCAUGUACCUGAUCUUGUUCAAUGGUUUUUGUUGUCAAUAAGGGUUAUUGUGUUAAAUACAAAUGGACUAAGUAUUUGCCUGGAUGGAUGAUCCCAUUUGUUAUAAAGUUGCCAGUUUUGAUUCUUA
Molecule: messenger RNA, 1532 nt
Organism: Melospiza melodia melodia
Lineage: Eukaryota; Metazoa; Chordata; Aves; Passeriformes; Passerellidae
Gene: BPNT1
Product: 3'(2'), 5'-bisphosphate nucleotidase 1
Exons: 9
Coding region: 141-1064 (307 amino acids)
Biological process (GO): phosphatidylinositol phosphate biosynthetic process
Molecular function (GO): 3'(2'),5'-bisphosphate nucleotidase activity
Source: RefSeq, a predicted model, not a curated record